AUGCGUAAGAAAGCAGCAUCGGGUGUGGCAGCACGUCUCAACAGCAGCUUCCGAGCAUUGCAAGUAGCAUUUAUCAUUGGAAUAUGUGGGGCCUGUCCUCAAACAAACAAGGAGGAAGUGAUUAUGGGCGAUGUCGUUCUCAGCGAGGGGAUCGUCGCAUAUGACUUUGGACGCCAGUUUCCUGACCGAUUUGUUCGAAAGGCCACCCUCACCGAGUCUCUUGGCAGACAGAGCCUGGAGAUCCGAUCGCUCAUGGCAAGAUUAAACAGCUUGAGAGCUCGAAGUCGGCUAAGCCGAUACCUUCUCGUCUACUUCCGCUUAUCUACAAAGCGCUUGGAAAGGAGGAGGUUGGUUAUCCAGGCCCAGACAAAGAUCUUCUUUUUUCUUGCCACUAUCGACACAGGCACCAAGACUCGGCCGCAUAUCUGCAAAGAAGCAGCCGAGGAGACUUGCGACCAGCUGGGGUGUGUCCUCGCACAGGACAUGAUCCCACGCCAUCGGCUCCAACUGAGCCCAGCCGGGCUGCAGAAGGGACCAGACCCAAAGGGGCAUUUUGGACUAAUUGCCUCUGGCGACACAGUCAUGAAUUCUGGUCAAGAUCGUGAUAUCAUUGCAUCACGGGACAAUGUCAUCGCAUUUAUGAUGGAGAGUGUCGGGGUGUGGGAUCACCUUCCACGCGUUUUAAUUAGAGGCGUAUGCGACCAUGCGCAUAGCAAUGAGAGUGAUACCUGGCAUAUAUACGUGGCAGUGAUAGCUGCAGCCGUCUUGAAGGCCCUUCUCGAGGCUUGGCCAGGUUCCUAUCCGCCUGCACGCCACACAUUCAUUGAUUCCAUUCCCUCAAGACUGGGGCUUUGUGGGCCGAGACCAAGUUUUGAAGCUAUAUCCCGAAUGGUUCGUGGAGGUGAGCGAUGGUUGGCUCUGUACGGCAUUGGAAGCAUCGGAUUUAGAAAGUCUCAGAUUGCUGUGCAGUAUUGCUACCUAUUCAAAAACCAGUUUCCCGGGGCUCACGUGUUUUGGACAAAUGCUAGCAGCAGUAGAAGAUUCGAAAAGGAUUACCUUAAAACCCUUCGUUUGCUUGGCAGACAUAAACUCUGCGGCAUAAUGGCGGCACAGGUUCCAAUAUCACAAGCCAUGGACUCUAUAUUAACGUGGCUUCACGAUCAAGAUACAUCGAGCUGGAUUCUCGCCAUAGACAGUGCUGAUGACGAAGAUGCAUUUUUCGGCAGCUCAGCCAGAUUCGCUGCAGAAACCAACAAAGUGUCAGGAAUGCCAUAUCCCAGCCAACCUGUCUACGUGAGGGCCAAAGGUGUGCAUCUCCAUCAACACCUGGAGAUAUUGCGAGAUAGCUCCAUCAAGGCCGGUUUACUAGAAAAACCAUAA
Messenger RNA from Fusarium vanettenii 77-13-4, 1380 nucleotides. RefSeq lists its product as uncharacterized. Lineage: Eukaryota; Fungi; Ascomycota; Sordariomycetes; Hypocreales; Nectriaceae. The coding region runs from base 1 to 1380 and encodes 459 amino acids. Gene Ontology annotation, molecular function: catalytic activity. The transcript is spliced from 5 exons. The record is from RefSeq and is a predicted model, not a curated record. Gene Ontology annotation, biological process: nucleoside metabolic process.